AUGCCUCGUCCUGCCCCCAAACGAAGUCGUACAGUGGGAAAGAGUCAGCCCAAAACCACCGCGAUAGAAGACUCACAAGAAAAUGACUUCAAUAUCGCCAAAUCACCUGCGCAACCGGAGCGCGGCUCAGCCUUGGAUCCGAGACAGGCACUACACAGUCAAACACCCUUGGACAAACGUCAUGAACAAGCAAUUGAAUCUUCACCUAUGGGGGACCGACCGGGCACCGGCAGUCGACCUGGAACCGGCAGUCGUCCCCCUACCAGAUCGCGUGGUUAUUCUUCUACACUAUCAUUCGCCGGACGCAAAGGCGAGACAAGCUCCCGGGUUCCUGGGACGCCUGGAUUCGAUAACUCGGUUUUAAGCAACUUUAGACGGCGGCCGCGACAGCAAAGCAUUCUGCAGAUGAUGCAAGCCGACGAUGGCUCUUCCGAUCUAGACGAUGAUGACUUCCUUGGCGGACUGAGCCCCAAUGAUGAAUCGACACCACUUAAUCUCUCCCGGGCGAAAUCACUACUUAUUAACCCAACCGACAAGUCACCAUCCCCGUCACCAUCCGAAUCACCGCCCUCGUCUGGCGGGUCACGCAAGCGCAGGCGCAUGACCGAAGAGAUCCAAGUACCACAGUCGUCUGUUGAUAUGGUAGAAGAUAGCCCAACUGCGACACCGAUUCAACGCGAUGAUUUUCGACAUGACGAUGGAGACCAACUUCCUGGAGAUGAGGUUGAACCCGAAGACGAGGAACACGGAGAUCAGGAUUUUGAAGUUGAAAGAAUCGAGGCGACGCCACAAUCCCAACUAUUCCCAGAAAUAUUCAGUCAAACGAUGUUACCACCGGCCAGCAGCCCUGCUGGCUCCGCUGCACCUGGUGACUCCACACCGCGACCUGUCCAGAGAAAAAAGCCCAAAGCCCCGAGUCAUCUAUCGACAGCAAACCUACAAGACAAGCUUUUACCACGUCGCCGGCGCAGACUCCGCGCCACCAAUGAUCACAGCGACGAAAGUGAUGAUCAGCAUGACGCCGCAUCUAGUGACGAGGACGAGUUGAACUACCCAUCACAAAGAUCAUCUGGGCGACGCGGGAAAAGCAAGCCCAAGCCAUUAGCCAACGCCCGCAAUCCGAAGCAAAAGACGAUUACAGAGAAAAAAAGUAAGGAUAAAUCGUCCAAAGAACCAGCUACGUACUCACGUUCUCAAGUGAGCGUGCUCGGCAAAGAAAACGAAACGCUGUCAUCACCAUCCUCUUCUCCAUUGUCAUCCCCACCUGAGUCCGAUGUCUCUGAUUCCGAGUCUGAGCCAAAGAGCACUCGUUGCGUGAGUGAUGAGUUGCGCGCAGCAGUCAAAAAGUUUGCAGAGGUGGAUCAAUGGGAAAUGGAAUUCGAAGAUGUAUCUUCAGAAAGCUAG
Molecule: messenger RNA, 1404 nt
Organism: Penicillium coprophilum
Lineage: Eukaryota; Fungi; Ascomycota; Eurotiomycetes; Eurotiales; Aspergillaceae
Exons: 1
Coding region: 1-1404 (467 amino acids)
Source: RefSeq, a predicted model, not a curated record